AUGGCUCCAACUCAACAGUGGCGCUGGAUGGAGGAACGAUAUGUCGCUAUCAAAAUAAACGCUACAUCCCACCACUCACAGGAUAUCGCAGCCGACAACGAGCUGAAUAUUCUCCAACACAUUGCGAAAUGUAACCCGGACCCUCGCAGUCGAGAAUUUGUUAGGCUGCCUUUAGACUCAUUUAAUCUGACUACGAAGUAUGGUAACCACACUUGCCUCGCCUUCGAGCCUCUGCGUGAACCUCUGUGGCUCUACCAGAGGAGAUGGAAAGAGGACGUUAUUCCAUCCGAAAUAUUAAAAAUUAUGCUACAGACUAUUCUACACGACCUAGACUAUCUUCAUUCUGAGUGUCACAUUAUUCAUACAGACUUAAACCCCGAUAAUCUCCUAAUAAAGCUAGAAGAUAGCUCAAUACUUCACAGAGAUGCUCUAGAUGAGUAUCACAACCCACUUCCGCAGAAGCAUUGUGAUGAUGGGCGCAUUAUCUACCUAUCAAGAAACAAUCACGGGAAACAUAUCAGGACCACCAUACGAACCGUGAUUACAGAUUUUGACUUGACUGUCAAGGGGGACACGCCAAACUCAGGCUGCAUUCAAGCGGAGAUUUACCGUGCUCCUGAAGUCAUUCUUGAAGCAGGAUAUUUAUACAGUGCCGAUAUUUGGAGCCUGGGCGUAAUGCUGUGGGAUCUUCUGGAGAAGAAGGCACUUUUUGAUGAAGUUGAUCCUCCCGGCGAGGAUAGAUAUGAUGAUGCAAACCAUCUUGCAUAUAUCACAGGUCUGUUGGGCUCUCCUCCAGUACGGCUACUUGAAAAGGGGAAGCGGACUUCCUUAUUUUAUGAUUCACAAAGUAGGUGCCUGAAACAACCGGUUAUAGGGCCUGGAGAAGAUUUCGGCUUCGAAAACACCAUAACUACAGUUACAGGGGAGGAAAAACAAAUGUUCAUCAAAUUCGUGAAGAAAAUGACCAAGUGGAAGCCAGAGGAGCGCAGCACCGCGCGAGAGCUCCUCGAUGACCCUUGGCUCCAUAAAAAUUACCCAACAGAGUGA
Molecule: messenger RNA, 1047 nt
Organism: Nannizzia gypsea CBS 118893
Lineage: Eukaryota; Fungi; Ascomycota; Eurotiomycetes; Onygenales; Arthrodermataceae
Product: CMGC/DYRK protein kinase
Exons: 5
Coding region: 1-1047 (348 amino acids)
Biological process (GO): regulation of mRNA processing; protein phosphorylation; spliceosomal complex assembly
Molecular function (GO): ATP binding; protein kinase activity
Source: RefSeq, a predicted model, not a curated record